UAAUAAUGUCGUACGAGAACUUUGAUAUUGAGAACGGAACUAGGUCAAGCACUAUAGUUGAGCUGAAGAAAAUGCCAUUGCUUGAUAAAGGAGAUAUUACAGAGAUUUAUCAUGAAAUUAAAUUGAGAUUAACCAAAAUAGAGCAGAGUAAUAGAAGAGCGAGGAGGGUACUCGAUGAUGUAGAGAGGUUAUCAGAUAGUUAUAAUCCUUACAACCUGGAGGAAUUCAAAGAGUUCUUUACUAAGGAUACUGAUCAAGAAUGAAAAGAUUUGAAAGAAGUUAAGGCAUACUUAGACAAGGCACAGGAGCUGAUUAAUCAAAUGAGAUUGGAAAAUAAGCAUAGCCAGGCUCAGAAAGCAAUGACCAUUUAUCACACGCAGUGAAAGAAGACUACAUCCCUUGCACAGGAGUAUCAAAAACUAUAUGACAGAUUCAUUCAGCAAGAGGCUAAAGCUAAGAUAAGGCAAAGCAUGAAGAACGGUGAAAUCUAUACUAUCGAAGGUAGCGAUGAGGAAAAUGAAAGUGUCAACCAAUCUAUCAGGGAUAUUCAACAAAACCCAUUGCUAACUCAAGAGCAGAGAAGGACAAAGGUUGAGGCUGAGAUCACUAAAUACAUGAUCCAGAAUAGAAGAGAGGGAAUUUCUAAAGUAUCAAACGUCAUGUCUGGAAUCAGAGAGCUUGGCAUUGAAUUCAACAAAGAAGUUGAUCUUCAAGGGGAUAAAUUAGCAAACGUAGUCCAAGAUAUGGAAGAUGCCAAUGCUAACACUAAGAAAGGAGUCGGUGAGCUAAAUAAAUAUGCAGAUACAAUGAAAGGGAAGGGGACUAAAAUGAUCAUUUGCUUAGUAGUUUUGAUCCUUGUGCUCAUGUUCCUCCUUUAUUUGAUAUUCAAGUAA
This is a messenger RNA of Moneuplotes crassus, 893 nucleotides long. The record is from the annotation of a GenBank genome assembly. Lineage: Eukaryota; Ciliophora; Spirotrichea; Euplotida; Euplotidae.